AUGGCGACAAUUUUAAUUAUGCAGCGUUCCUUAAGACAACAGCGUGUUUUCCGCGAUAGGAGCCAACCACUGGACUCCUUGAAUGAUUCGGAGCUCAUUUCGAGGUACCGUUUCCCUCGAAGAGUAAUUUUUGACAUGAUUGAUGGGGUGGACGAGCAACUACGACCAUAUACGCAAAGAUCUCAUGCCAUCCCCACUCAGUUGCAGGUGUUAUGUACGUUACGUUACAUCGCAAAGGCUGAUUUCUUUUCCGAAGUUGGAGACAUUCAUGGGGUUUCGAAAUCGUUCGUCUCUGUAUGUAUACCAAGGGUGUGUCAAGCCCUUUGUGAGCACUUGCAGAACAUUAAAUUUCCAUCAUCAGUGAUCUCUCUAAGGAAAAUGAAAGAACAAUUUUACUGCAUCGCCCGUUUCCCCAACGUGGUAGGAGCCAUAGACGGGACGCUUAUCCCUAUCAAAGGAAUGAGUAGCGAUGACGAACACAUCUAUGUGUCAAGAAAGAACUUUCAUGCCCUGAAUAUCCAAGGGGUAGUGGACGCAGAGAUGAGAUGUCUUCACAAGAGUGGAGGAUGUCUGCCAUUUACACCGACCAAAUGUGCACUUGUCAUUGAGACAUGUUGCAGACUUCAUAACAAGGCCAUUGAGGAGAGAAUCCCCUUACAACAAGGUGGUCAAGUUGUAUUACAACACAACAACUAUGUUUAUGGAGGAGCACCUCUGCGGUCAGCCAGAGACCUGAGACAACACAUUGCAUCAAGAUUUUAAAAAGGAGGACAAACUGAAAUAAUGAAGAACUCGCUGUAUUUUGCC
Saccostrea echinata is the source of this 807-nucleotide messenger RNA. RefSeq names its product putative nuclease HARBI1. The transcript has 4 exons. The coding region runs from base 1 to 762 and encodes 253 amino acids. NCBI's taxonomy places the organism in Eukaryota, Metazoa, Mollusca, Bivalvia, Ostreida, Ostreidae. The record is from RefSeq and is a predicted model, not a curated record.